Pelagomonas calceolata is the source of this 474-nucleotide messenger RNA. The record is from the annotation of a GenBank genome assembly. NCBI's taxonomy places the organism in Eukaryota, Pelagophyceae, Pelagomonadales, Pelagomonadaceae.
CCGGCCCCGCCCGACGCUCCGCGCGGCGUCGCCGCCGCCCUUCUUCUUCGGGCCGUCGUCGACGAGGAGCGCGUCGAGGUUCAGCGAGUCCGGCAGGAUGUAGUAGCGGAUCGUCGACCCGCGGACGCUCAGCGCGUCGUACUUCACCUGGUUCUUGCCCUUGGGCGUCAGCGCGACGUUCCGCAGGAACGUGUUCAUCGAGACGUCGACGCCGUGCACCGUGCCCUGCACGACGGUGCCGUUCUUCAGCUCGAUCGUGACGCUCUCGUUGUUCAGCUUCAUGAGGAAGCGCACGAGCUUCAUGGUUCGCUCCUGCGCCGCCCGCGCGCGCGGGGCGGCGACGCUGCAGCCGAAGCAGGCCUCUCGCCGGCGGGGCGCGCGCAGCUGGCUGGCGUCAAGCCUCGACGGGCCGCUUUCGCUGCGCGUCCCACUAGCGUAACCGGAGCAGCUCUAAUGGCCCGCAAGUAUGCAAAA